AUGGAUAAAUUUAGGAUUAGGUCAAACGAUAAAAGCGGAAUCAUAUUUGAUAUAGGUAUAGCUUAUACGAAGAUAGGCUUUACUGGCGAUAAUGGACCUAUAAGAAUAAUAAGAACUCCUAGUGAGUUAUUUUCAGAAUUCAAAGACAAAAUUCCAAUAUUAAAAAAUAAGAAAUAGCCUUAAGACUUCAUUUAGGCUUUUGAAGAAGGUGAAUAAAGACUUAAUGAAUCUUAGAUAGAAGGAAAUAAUUAAUUACCACUUUAAAAAUCAGAAACAUAGCAAAUAUACGAACAAGAAACAUUUAUAGCAAACAGUUUAUAAAAUAUAUAAAAUCUAAAUGAGAAAAUAGAUAUAUUCCUGAAUCAUUUAUUUUAUUAUGAACUUUUAUAAAAGUUAACUAACAAAAUUAUUUACAUAUGCAAAAACCAUUUAAUUCCUCAUGAAUUUUAUGAUAAAUUAGGGACAAUCCUCUUUAAUAAAUAUGAAAUAACAAAAAUUUAGUUUGUUUUAAACAACAGCUUACCUCUCUACAUAACUGGAUAACUAUCAGGGUUGGUAGUUGAAUGUGGAUAUUAUGACACUUAAAUUACUCCCAUUUAUGAAGGAUAUCCUUUAAUGAAUUGCCUAAUAACUUCAAAGUGCGGAGGUUAUCUCAUAAAUAAAUUUUUAAAGAAUUAUUUGCUCAAAGAUAACUCAAAUAUCAAUUUCUAAAACAUAGAUUUUUUACAGUUAGAGGAUAUUAAAUUUAAAUAUUGCAAACUUUUACUUAAAAAUCAAGAAGAUUAAUAUAGCAUCAAUGAAGAAAUGAUACAAAAGGCUAAGCAAACCUUAAUUCCAACUAGUUUGAUUGCAAGCUAGAUAGAAUAGUAGACUUAGCUUGAAAAAUCAUAAAAAUCAAAUUAAAUUCACUAACAAAAAAUUUAACUAAGUUAUUACACAUCUACUAAAUCAUUAAGUUAAGGUUUAUUUGGAAAUGUAGAUUCUGAUGAACCAAAUAUAGCUUAUUCUAUUUUAUAAGCCCUCUAAAAAUGUGACCCUUCAGUAGCCAUUAAAGUAAGUAAAAAUAUAAUAAUAUCAGGAGGUGUAGCAUCUACAAGAGGAUUUUAUGAAAGAUUAAGAUAAGAAAUAUUAUUUCAGAUAGAAAACAACCCCUAAGUAUAAGAUUUAAAAUAUUUAAAGAAGUAUUUAUCGUUUACAAGAAUAAAUUAUCCACCAAAUACCUUACCUUGGAUAGGAGCUUCUAUUAUAAACCAACUAAAUCCAAAUGAAAAAUACUGCAUAACAGUUGAAAAAUUUAGAUAAAAUAGCUCACAGAUACCAGAUAUAUUUGGUAACGAUUAUGUUUAUAUGCUCAACUAAAAUUCAAAAGAUUAGGAGCAAGGCAAUGAAGCAGAUGAUAUUAUUUGA
Messenger RNA from Tetrahymena thermophila SB210, 1407 nucleotides. RefSeq names its product actin. The record is from RefSeq and is a predicted model, not a curated record. NCBI's taxonomy places the organism in Eukaryota, Ciliophora, Oligohymenophorea, Hymenostomatida, Tetrahymenidae. Gene Ontology annotation, biological process: microtubule-based movement. The transcript has a single exon.